Messenger RNA from Prosopis cineraria, 2344 nucleotides. Its product is annotated as serine/threonine-protein kinase STY17-like. Gene Ontology annotation, biological process: protein phosphorylation. The record is from RefSeq and is a predicted model, not a curated record. The coding region runs from base 198 to 2066 and encodes 622 amino acids. Gene Ontology annotation, molecular function: protein kinase activity; ATP binding. The transcript is spliced from 17 exons. Lineage: Eukaryota; Viridiplantae; Streptophyta; Magnoliopsida; Fabales; Fabaceae.
CCCCGCUUCUCUCUCCCCACUUUGGUUCAUUUGUGCCUUUUGUCUUUUUUUCUUCGUUUCCAUGAUCCCACCAAAACCAUGUGCCACGACUUUCCUCUGAAUCUCUCUGCUUCUUCUUCCUGAAACACUCACUCUUCUAAUCAAAUCUAUUCAUAAAAGUUGUUGAUUGUGCUCUUUGCUUUUCCUUUUUGGCGCUAAUGGCGAUCGAGGAGGACCUUGAGAGCUGUGGAAGCAGAGCCUGUGUACAGUCACCGCAAGCUCAUCCUCGUCAACACAGGAAGAAAUUGGAGGUGUACAAUGAGGUGCUUCGUCGAACUCAAGAGUCAAAUUAUGAGGAGGCCAAUGUUCCAGGGUUUGAUGACCAGCUUUGGCUUCAUUUCAAUCGUCUUCCUGCUAGGUACGCGUUGGACGUGAAUGUGGAGAGGGCGGAAGAUGUCCUUAGUCACAAGAGAUUGCUGAAGUUGGCAGAGGACCCCGCUAAGCGUCCUGUAUUUCAAGUUCGAUCAGUGCAGGUAUAUCCUUAUGGAUGUGCUUAUUUUGCUGACUCAACACAUUCUGAUCCUUCUGAGAAAGAAGAUGCGCAGAGUUCUUUUAACUAUUCUUUUAAGCAGGGAGUUCAUCCACCACCUACUUUUGGUUCAUCUUCUAAUCUUGAAGCUCUCUCCCGCCAAGCAUGUAAGAAUAAGGCUGAAGACAGGGACGAAGAUAUGGAUUUGACACCAUGCUUUUACAAGCCCAUGCACGAGAUUACCUUUUCAACUGUUGACAAGCCCAAAGUCCUUAGUCAGCUGAUGACAUAUUUCAUGCUAUCAACUACAAAUGCUACCAAAUGUAGACAUUGCAAAACCAGCUGUUCGAAGUUUUCUUUGAAAAGUGUCACAACUUUCCUGAGUAUUCAUAUAACAUGUCUUGCACAAAUAGACCAUUUAACUUCAUUACUUGGGGAAAUGGGACUGAACAUUCAAGAAGCUCAUGCAUUUUCCACCAAAGAUGGGUUUUCUCUUGAUGUCUUUGUUGUCGUGGGGUGGCCAAACGAGGAAACUGAGGAGCUUAAACGUGUAUUGGAAAAGGAGAUUUUGAAGUUUAAGAGGGAGCAACAUCUAUCGAAGCAGGGCGUGCCUUCUGCUGCCAUUGAACAUUAUCAUGAGGCAAGGAUGGAACCCUUCCCUCAUUGUGUAGAAAUACCAUCUGAUGGAACUGAUGUCUGGGAAAUUGAUACCAACCAGCUGAAGUUUGAAAACAAAGUUGGCUCUGGGUCAUUCGGUGAUUUGUACAGAGGUAAUUAUUGCAGCCAAGAUGUAGCUAUCAAAGUCCUUAAGACUGACAAAAUAAAUACAGAGAUGUUGAGAGAAUUUGCCCAGGAAGUUUACAUCAUGAGGAAAAUUCGACACAAGAAUGUUGUGCAGUUCAUUGGAGCAUGCACUCAGCCACCAAAUCUAUGUAUUGUCACUGAGUUUAUGUCUAGAGGAAGCGUCUAUGACUUUCUGCACAAACAAAGGGGUGUAUUUAAGCUUCCUUCUUUACUUAAGGUAGCAAUUGAUGUUUCCAAGGGAAUGAACUAUUUGCACCAAAAUAAUAUAAUUCACAGGGACCUCAAGACUGCCAAUCUUCUAAUGGAUGAAAAUGAAGUGGUGAAGGUUGCUGAUUUUGGGGUUGCCAGAGUGCAAACUCAAUCUGGAGUGAUGACAGCUGAAACUGGAACUUACCGUUGGAUGGCUCCUGAGGUCAUUGAACACAAACCGUAUGACCAGAAGGCAGAUGUUUUUAGUUUUGGAAUAGCUCUUUGGGAGCUUCUAACAGGAGAACUGCCUUAUGCUUACCUGUCCCCAUUACAAGCGGCAGUAGGCGUGGUGCAGAAGGGUCUACGACCUUCAAUCCCCAAGAAUGCACACCCAAGGCUAUCUGAACUGCUCCGGCGAUGUUGGCAGCAAGAUCCAAUUGAGAGACCGAAUUUCUCAGAAAUAUUGGAAAUUCUUCAGCAGAUAGCGAAGGAGGAUGCAGACGAUCGACCCAAGGAUAAAUCAUCUCAUGGUUUUCUCUCGGCACUAAGACGGGCCCAUCAGUAAUUUUGAGUAACCUGACGCCACGAUCAAAUAACCAAGCCUUUCUUUUCUUUUUCGGUUUUGGUCCUGUACAGCGGUCUGAUCAAAUGAGAGGAGAUCCCAGUAGCUUGUUUCUGCUUUUUGAAAAUUUCGGUUACAUUCUACUUCUGUUGCCUUAAAUUCCUUACUUUGUACAAUUCCUUCACCCAAACGUUCUAAUUUUCCUGUGAACGUUUAUGGAGAAUGGAUGCUGAAGCUGAAGGGACCGUGUUUUAAAAUUUGAGGCAUUAUGUUAUUUAUCA